This is a messenger RNA of Labeo rohita (rohu), 2267 nucleotides long. RefSeq names its product denticleless E3 ubiquitin protein ligase homolog (Drosophila) (gene dtl). NCBI's taxonomy places the organism in Eukaryota, Metazoa, Chordata, Actinopteri, Cypriniformes, Cyprinidae. The coding region runs from base 86 to 2050 and encodes 654 amino acids. Gene Ontology annotation, molecular function: protein binding; protein-macromolecule adaptor activity. The record is from RefSeq and is a predicted model, not a curated record. Gene Ontology annotation, biological process: mitotic G2 DNA damage checkpoint signaling; proteasome-mediated ubiquitin-dependent protein catabolic process. The transcript is spliced from 15 exons. Gene Ontology annotation, cellular component: nucleus.
CUCGCGCGGAAUUUGUCUUCACCGCUUUUUCAUUGUUCGCGGGAAACUGAACACUUCUGAAUGAAACACACAUCCAGCAGAAGCUAUGACUCUUUUUCACCAUGUUGUUGAUCGGGGUGUUAUAAAAAGAAGAUGCAAUGGUCAGCGGCGGGACUAUCCGCUGUCCUCUCUGCUGGAUGGAUACCAGUGCAGUCGACAAGAUGAACACAUUUCAUACGGAGCCUCAGCUGCUGCUGUGCCGCCGUUUGGAUGCACAUUUUCCUCCGCCCCUGGCCAACAAAACAGCCUCGCUGUAGCAAAUGAGGAAGGGUUUGUGACCAUCUUCAAUACUGGAGAAAAACAGAGCUCUGUCCUGAAAGAGUGGCAGGCACACGAUAAUGCAGUUUUUGAUAUUGCAUGGGUUCCUGGUGCAAACAGCUUGGUAACAGCAUCUGGAGACCAAACGGCCCGUUUUUGGGAUGUUAUUACUGGUGACCUGCUGGGAACAUUUAAAGGACAUCAGUGCAGUCUUAAAUCUGUGGCUUUUUCCAAGCAAGAGAAAGCUGUGUUUAGCACUGGAGGCAGAGAUGGGAACAUAAUGAUUUGGGAUACAAGAUGCAGUAAAAAAGAUGGUUUCUACAGGCAGGUAAAACAGAUCAGUGGUGCCCAUAUGAAACCUGAAAGACACACACCUCAAACAAAGAAGAGACGUGGGAUGGCGCCCCCUGUGGACUCCCAGCAGGGUGUGACCGUGGUUUUGUUCUGCGACGACAACAAACUCAUCUCUUCAGGAGCAGUAGAUGGGAUCAUUAAAAUGUGGGAUUUGCGGAAGAACUACACUGCAUACUACCACAACCCUCUUCCUCUACAAGCCUAUCCUUACCCAGGCUCCUGUACACGCAAACUAGGUUAUUCUGGUCUGUCACUGGAUUCCACUGGCGCCCGUCUGUUUUCCAACUGCACAGAUGACAAUAUCUACAUGUUCAAUAUUAGUGGUUUGAAAACGACUCCAGUUGCUGUAUUCAGCGGUCACAGUAACUCCUCAUUUUAUGUGAAGUCCAGUGUCAGCCCAGACGACCAGUUCCUGGCCAGUGGUUCGAGUGACCAUCAUGCUUACAUAUGGAAGAUUUCAGACCCAAAACAAGCUCCCAUGAUGCUUCAAGGCCAUAGCCAGGAAGUCACAUCAGUGGCCUGGUGCCCCACUGAUUUCACCAAGAUCGCUUCCUGCUCUGAUGACAACACUGUAAGGAUCUGGCGCUUGAACCGCAGACCAGACGAAGAAAGUUCAUCAAUCCGAGAUCCAAACGUCGUAGGCUGGACACUUCGUAAAAUCCAAUCACCACCAAGAGCACCUGGCCCUUACAGCCCUGUUGAAGUCACUCCAGCUAAAAGUCCUGGUUUAGAAAGGGCCAUCUCUCUGGCUUCACCCCAACCCGCUGCGUGUGCCCCUAUGGGUGGUGAUUUACCCCUCCCGUCAAACACAUCUGCACCUUUGGCCAAGAUCAGCAGCCCCAAAAUGCCCUCCUCCAUCCAGCAGUGGAUCAGCCGUGGUAAUUCCCCCGGUCACCGCGGUACAUCUCCCCUCCGCAAGGCGCUCACACCUGUCCUCCAAGGCCCAUCGUCUGAACGCAGAGCAAAGCGACGACUAGAAACGGGUGAUAGAUCUGGUUUGGGAGAGGAGAGUGAUGGAGUGUCUGAACUGUAUCCCGAUGUAAAGAGGAGCAGGAGUUCAGUAAGCUCGCACAACUGUUCAGAGGAGAAAGGUGACCUACUCAGUUUGCAAACACAGGAGAGGCUCAGCUCGGCUAGUCAAGCUGACACUGGCAAAGAGAACAGCUCUCCGAGGAGGACUGAUUGGCUUUCUGUGAUCAGCCAGAGAUUUAAAGGAUCAGCUCAACCUAAAAGCCCCAACAACAGCAGCAAACGGCAGGAUGCAAGAACACACAGCUCUCCGGCAGCAAGCUCACCAUGUCCAAUGAGAGUUUUGUCUCCACCGCCAAACAAGAAAGCAUCGCCCUCCAAACCCAUGAAAAAAAUCUCUAGCUACUUUAUGAAAAGAACCCAAGACUGAUCAUUGUGUGGCAAGAGAUCAGUGUCUGUUAUAUGACACAUUUAUGGUUUAGGUUCAGCUUAUGUAUUUAUGUAUGUGUGUAUAUAUCAUCUUUUUUAAUCAAAUUGUUUUUAACUAUGUACAAGGUUAAAAAAAGGGUCAAAUCGAUGAUCGUUUUUGUAAACAUUGCAAGAUGAAGUCAUUUGACACCGCAAUUAAACUCUACAAGUUUUCUGAA